AUGACAGAUUCACCAAGAACAAGUACAGGUUAUGAUGAUAUGUACUCAGACAUCAUAAAAAACAACAACUAUUAUGAAGAUGUAACUCACAAUCAAACACCACAAGCGUCAGAUGCAAUACCGAUACCAAGUCCUAUUCCAGAACCACCUGAGAAAUCAUUUAAUAAUGAAAUAAGUCCGAAUAUAAAAUUUCCAACACAUGUAAAAAUUUAUCGUACUAUAAAUACAUUUAAAAUUUUAGCUUUAAUUCUUUAUGUAGUUCUCUGGAUAUAUAAGAUAAUUUAUAAUGCUGUUAAAAUUUCUUCCGAUCCCUCAUUUGCAAAUUUGCCUUAUCCCAUUUAUUAUAAUCCAUCUGCUUCAUAUGGUGGUGCUAUAAUCAUGACUCUUGUAUUCACUUUAUCGAUUAUUUUUCUUGUAAUAGAAUUUGCUUAUCUUUUUCUUACAUAUAGACAACUCUUUAUUACGAAAAGCCACGCUAUUGUAUCUUUAUUAAUAUUUUUCAUUUACCUUGCUUUUGCAUUAGCUUUUAAUAUUGUUGUUGGUCUGGGUAUAUUAAAUUCGGAUAUAUAUUCCGCUAUGAUUACUUUAUUAUGGAUCAUACCUCUUCUUUCAUUAUUAGAAUUCUUUGCUGGUUAUUCAGAAUGGCCUAUAAUUGGAGAGUUUACAAUUAGAGGUUUAAAUUCUUAUUAUAUUAAAAAUGCUUUAACUAUUUCUAUUGUCGGAAUUAUUAAUUUGAUUUUUGAAGCUAUUCUUUUCGUUUUUCAUAGAUUUCAAUUUUCUGAAAGUGUUUUAAAAAUU
Scutellospora calospora is the source of this 798-nucleotide messenger RNA. The record is from the annotation of a GenBank genome assembly. NCBI's taxonomy places the organism in Eukaryota, Fungi, Glomeromycota, Glomeromycetes, Diversisporales, Gigasporaceae.